CACGUGUGUGUGUGUGUGUGUGCCUUAUCUCUCAUCUCAUCUCUAGAUUGCCUUCCAUUCCAUUUUCCCCGCAUAUGGUGAUGUUCACCCAUGCAAAAAGAAAUGUAGUGUAGCUGGUUGCUGGUUGGUUAGUUACUGUACUACCCACUCUUAAAUUCACAAACAGAGACCACUACUUUUGUUUUGUCUAUAUUAUUAGUGUAUAUUUUAAAUUCUCCAACAAGAAAUGGGAUUGAUUUAAAAUAAACAGCUAUUUGCUUCAUACACGGUGACUGGAAUAUCAUGACGUCGUUGCCUGUAAACUGUAAAAGUGUAUAUUUCUUCAAAUUAGAGUUGUAAUAUCCCACAUAAUUUAUAGCAUGUGACAAGUAUCAUUAAACCACAACAACACUCCUAUUAGUCAUACACACAGCAUGGGGUCACCUCGGGCCAAAUGAUGUUAUGUGCAUAGUCGGGAAGUGCUGUGGGUUCUGUUUUUUCUUUUGUUUUCUUUUUCAAAGAGUUUCAGUUAUUUAGUGUUUUUAACGUAAAGCAACUCUUACAUAAGUGAAUAUUGGUUUCGUCAGUUGCUGUGGUCUGCAAAAUCUUGCAAACAUCACUUUGGUUACCAAAAAUAUCAUGUGUCAUGCUGGUAUAGUGGUGUGGCGCCACCUUCUCCCUUCCAAAAGAGAUUUUAAUCACAGCAGACUUCCUGGUUAAAUAAAGCCUAAAUGGAUUAAAAAAAAAAAAAAAAACCCAAAAGAAUGCAUUUUAAAGUUCUAAAAUAGUUAUAUUUUAUUAUUUCUUGAUACAUCAUACACAAAAGCACACACAGGUGAAGUUACAGGCUACAUCCAGCUUCUCUGACUUUCCUGGCAUAUUUACGGCCCUGUUUUAUCCUACAUCAAUAGCACACAGUAUAGGUAUAAGUGAGCAUAGCCAGGUCAGACUUGAUUCAAACAUAUCAAAACACGUGUUUUAGACUUUCAGCAGAGACGGAGUACUGGUCUUUAUAGAGUAGACGGUAUCUGGCCCCAACUGUAGUGACUGAGGCACUAAAAAAUGGGAAACUUGCGUAUCGACAAUGGAGAGGGCCUUGAUUGGCGUAUGUAUGUUUGCGUCAAUGUAUGUGAAUCCUUGAAAGGCCGUUGUAAAAGGGUACAAGGCUGUCAUGGACAGAGAUUUUUCCCCCCCUACUCCUACUGAAAUUAGUUACCAUUGGUAGCCUACACAGGAACGCAGUUUCUCUGGCCAAUAAGCUGAGGACCCUCAUGGGUCCUGCCCCUGGACGAAAAUAACCCAGUAAAUACACUGUGGGCACUAUGAGAACUGGAGCUGGCCUACUGUUUAAAGCUUUGUGUACAAACAAGGGAUUCUUGUCAGCUGGGUGCUGCUGAACCAUGCUGGCCUGUGUCCUCCUCUGUUGUGUUAGGAACAACUAGCAUAGUGGCCUGUUUUUCCUUAUUGAGGCAUACAGGGUGUGGAGAGGUUGGAAGUGUUUGCAUGGAGGGAUGUAAAUAACUGGGUUAGAUACAGUGUUAUUAAUUGCAAUAGUCCUUAACAUAAGAGAUUUUCAGAUGAGUACUGCCUCUUUACAAUAGUUUUAUGGGAACAUCUAUGUGAAUAUCAAUGGGGAAUAUCUUUAAAAACAUGAUACUGUUAGCCAGAUCUGUACACGAUACUGUUGUUUAGUAUGCUAUGCCAUGAAUUUAUUCUAAUAUCAGUUCAGGCGAUGAUGCUUGAACUCAUCACUCAGAGUCUGUUAAAAAUCCUAUCCAUAAGUCUUGAUGCAUGCUCAAGCAUCCAUGUAGGGAAAUCCCAGAAAGUUGAUUCUGUUCAUCUGGAUGUAGCAUUUUCAAUAAGAGGAACGUUUCGUCACUCAUUCACAGGACUUCUUCAGUCAGCUGACUGCAAGAAACUGAUAGCACGGCCCAUUGGUAAUCAGUGAUGCUAGUUUUGGUCAUUAUGCAAAUGUACUGUUUUUAAGAUUGGUGAUACCUGCAGUCAGCUGACUGAAGAAGUCCCUCGGAUGAGUGACAAAACGUUUCUCCCACUAAAAAAGCUACGUCCAAAUAAACAGAAUAAACUUUCUGGCAUAUCCAUAAGUAUUCUGUUUCCUUAUUUUUUUGUCUGUCUGGUUGUUGAUGGAUACAACGUACUUGUGUAUAUGCAUUUUAUUGAACGUGAGAUUUUGAUGUUCUUUACUGUCUUAUAGAGAGCCGCCUUCAGGAGCCAUUCAUCCGUAAUAUCUCAUUAGUGACAGAAAUACAUGGAUAUUUCAUAUAGGUUUAAGUUUGCAAUACUCUGCUGCGCUACUUCACACAACGUAAACCCUCAUUGGAGGCAGUUUUUUGCUGGUCAGAUCUUAUGCCUGUAAAGCUACCACUAGUGUUUCAGAUGUUUAUUUGGAUCACAUUUUAGCUAUGUGUGAUGUAUCCUGUGUGGGUUUUUUUUUUCUAAACAUAAAUUAAAUCAUACCUGAAUAAUGCAGAGAUCACAGCUUUAGAAAUCCAUGGCUGUGUUUCAUUUAUUAGAAAAAGUCAGAAAGCUGUGGAAACAACACAGAAAAAAUGCAGAUCAUCAAUGUUAAUGUUUUCGUGUGCUUUUUUUGUUUGUGUGUUGUGGUUUUAGUGUGUGGGUGUUCAAUUAAAGAAGUAAAUGUGCUGAUUCAUUGCCCCAUAGGUCAUAAAAACACAGUGACCUGGUAGAUAAAAUAAGGAAUUGCAUUCAAAUUGCGCACGCAUAUGUGUAGGUGUUGCUGUAUGCAAAUAUUGUGCACUGAAUUAAGAAGAGAGGCUGGACUGAGGAGGAGCUGCCCAAUGGAGACAGAGAGAGAGAGAGAGAAUGAAGAAACUAAAAGAGUUAGCUAGACACAGGGAUCUCCUUGUUGUUGGCCCAGACGAUUGCAUUCAGGGUAAUUUAGGGGAAGAGGAGGGAAACAGCAGGAGGAGGAGGACGUCUAGGAAGCUGAGCUGGUGGUUAGAAAGGGGGCAGAAGGUGACUAAUAGUGACUGACACUGUACUUUAAGCAGUUCUGUUGAGGAAGGGGUGGCAUCACAAUCAGUGGAGCAGCACAUGUAAGCUCUGGUUGGCUGAGCAAGCAAACGGCUCAUGGUCUCUGUCAGUGUGUUUACUAACACGUGGAGGAGCUCAUUUCACCUGGAUACACUAUGCUGUCUUUGGAGUAGUUGGAGAGUUUCUGGUAAGAACCUGAAGUUUAACUAUACUGAACUAUAUCCAUUGUUGUGUGUGUUUCGUGGUGCCUGGCUGUUGACAGCUGUCACCCUGAGUUCUGUUCGUGCUUACUAUGAAACAUAUCUGAACAUAUUAUGUGCAAAGUAUUUUAGUAAGAGGCAGAGGAACAGAAACACUUACAGCAACAGAAACCACUCUAUUAUGACCCAAUUUUAACGUACUGUCUGUGACUUUAAAAAAGAAAAACUAAAGAAAAACUAAAAAUAUGAUUGAGCAGCUUUGAAGCGUUGUUCUGUAGCAUUGUGAUCGAUUAUGGCAGAGGGCAGUUAAUCUUAGCUGAACUGCAAGCAUAAAAAGAAAAAAUGAUCAGUGGAGGCCAGACUUUCAGAAGGUUUUCUGUGAUGGGUUAUCCUCUAGUUUAUAAGUUAGACUGCACUACACCUGCUCUUAGAGAUGCUGGAUAAAAGUAUUAUAAUUUGCCCUAUAGUGCCCUACUGUCUGUGUUUCACUUACAUAAUCUCUAUAUGGCUUGUGUAUAAUUCAGGUCUCGUGUCUGUUUAACCAGUUUGGUUAGAUGAAAUAGCUUAACUGAUUUUAGAUUAGACAGCGUUUGUUUUAUUGUAGGUUUUUUCUUCCCUUCCUUCUAGGAGUUCAAGUGCUGUAUGAGAGUGGCUGUGAGUGUCAAACAAUUGCAAAGUUUUUGGUGUAAACUGUUCCUUACUCCUAAUUUAAAAAAAAGUCAUGGCUUGAAAAGUUUUCGUUUUUUCCAUGGCUUGCCUGGCAAGGAAGUUGCUUCACCGCCAACAGAACUAGGAGUUGUGAAAACUCAUGGAAGGAAAGGGGAAGUAAUGCGUUGUGGUUUUUAUUGAUGAUGCUGGCUCAUUGUCCUUCCUAUAUCUCUGUGUUGUACAAUAGAUACUGCGGAGAGCCUGCUGUUGUUCUUUCCGUGCUUUUUUUCACAGUACUCUCUGCUCUGUGAUCACUGCAGCUGAGAUUCGCUGUGCUCAGGGUCUCUCUUGAGCGACUAUAAAUAGGCUGUUGAAUGUGACAGGCAUUGUGAUUCAGGCACAGUGUUGAUGAGUUAUGGUGAUUCAUUUAGAUGACCUUCUGAAAGUUAGCCACUGAGUAGAAUCACUCAACCUUAGCACUUCAUCUUGGUGAGGAGAUGGUAAUAAAUUACACAGAUGUUUCUAUCCACGUUACAUUUACAGUCUUAAGAAUACUGACUAUGUUUGAGUGGUUAUUUUGCAUCAUAUAUGCUCUUUGUGUGUGUGUACCAUGUUUAGAUAUCUUUGUGAUGACCAAAAAUUGGAACGCUACUAUACUUGUGGGGACCACCAGUCCCUUAUGGCAACAAAAUGCCCGUCCCCACGAGUUUGAAGACGUUUUUGAGACUCAGAAUGUGGUUUUGGUGUCAGGGUUACUAUUAGGUUUAGGCUAAGGGUUCAGGGAUUCAUUUUUGAUGGUUAGCGUUAGGGUAAGCGGCUAGGGAAAGCAGUAUGUCACUUAGAUUUCCUCACUAAGAUAUUAAAAGUGUGCGUUGUGUAUAUGUGUGUAUAUUAGAUCCCUUUUAACUCUAAACAUGAUAUUGUGCAAUGUUUUGAUAUUUCCCUGGGUGUGCAUCCCUUUUCAUAAAAACCUUUACAUCCUUGACGCUCUUACUUUAAUGAUUAAGGUGUUAAAAUGACUGGAAACCAGGUAUAGGAAAUGCAGUGCCUGAAGAAUGAGCCGAGGGGAAAAAACAACAACUUUCAAAUCAGUUAUUGAGAAUAUCUUCCUGUCGCAUGUGUUUAUACUUAAGCCUCACCAUGGUCUGUUGCUUCACUUGCUUCCGCUAUGGAAAUUCUGCUUUAAGUGUGUGUUGCACACCUGCAGCUCCCCCUUCUUAAAUACUUCACUGCUUCCUCAGCUGCUUUUUCACAACUGCCAAAUUUAUAUGCUUUAUUUAUAGCUGUUCAUUUUAUCUGUCAGUUCUCUGUUCAGUUUUACAUUUUAUAACCAAUCAUUUCUUCUUUUUCUUUUUGAUUGUUGUUGUCUCUUUGUUCUUUCAUCCCUUCAUCCCAUUGGCCAUCGACUUUCUCCAUCAUCCAGACAUGUAGUCAGCAGCAUAAGCAGAGCACACACUACUUUGUGAACUCUUAUUUACUCUCAAACAGCUUCCACUACCUCUCGGGCUGGACUGUGGUGCAUUAACGUCAGCUCGCCCUCCCCUGCCCCCCCGCCCCUCAGCCAUGGCCUCACGCAUUGGCUUGCGGAUGCAGCUGAUGCGAGACCAGCUGCAGCAGGAGGAGCAGCGUGAGCGGCAGCAGCUACAGCAGCAGCAGAAUGCAGCCCUGCAGUACAUGCAGAACCACAUGGCUGGACCACCUGCACCCACCCCAGCCAUUAGCACUCCACAACAUUACCAAAGCAUGCAGGUCCCCAUGGAGGUUCUGAAGGUACAGACUCACCUUGAAAAUCCUACAGACUACCACAUUCGUCAGUCUCGAAGACAGCAAGUGAAAGAAUACCUGUCAACCACCUACGCUACCAAACAGGCGGUCAAUGCAGUAGCGGGGCUAAUACCACCCUCGCCUCCCACAAACAUGGGACCUGCAGGGGGUUCAGCAUCUGCACCCCCACCUCUCCAGUCCCCACACAUGCGCACCGAGCAGCUUAUGUCUGGCAACAGUGCCCCCAACAGCCCGAUGGCCAUGCUCAACAUUGGUUCCAGCCACGAGAAAGAGAUGGAUGAGGUCAUUGAUAACAUCAUCAGUAUGCAGUCCAAUGAUGAGUAUUUUCAAAGUUUCACUGAUGCUGUCCAAAUGUCAAACACACUCCCUCUUUCUAGCAGUCACCUAGAUGUGUAUGCAGGUCCUGGCAUGAAGGGUCCAGCCAUUGCUAUGACCAGCAACUCCUGUCCUGCCAAUCUGACCAUCAAGCGAGAACUCUCAGACGCAGAAGCCCGUGCGCUGGCCAAGGAGAGACAGAAAAAAGACAACCACAAUCUGAUUGAAAGGAGGAGGAGAUUCAACAUUAAUGAUCGCAUUAAAGAGCUGGGCACCAUGAUCCCCAAAACCAAUGACCUUGAUGUGCGCUGGAACAAAGGCACUAUAUUGCGGGCAUCUGUAGAGUACAUCAAACGUAUGCAAAAGGAUGCACAGAGGACAAGAGAAGUAGAGAACAACUUCAAAAGGAUGGAGAUGGCCAACAAGCAGCUGUUGCUGCGCAUCCAGGAGUUGGAGAUGCAGGCUCGUCUGCAUGGCCUGCCCAGCAACUCUCCCUCUGGCCUGAACACGGGUGACAUUAUGGGUUCUUAUAUAAAACAAGAGACCAGCCUAGAGGAGAACCAUUCUCACCCCCAGGCACAAGCACACCACCAGCCCCAGCAUCUACCCCAUAACCAGGCUCAUCCCCAGGCCCAGCAGCACCAGUUCCUCUCCCACACACACUUCCACCCUCAGGGCCAGGCCCAGCCCGAACCCAGGCAGCUGCCACCACUCCCACAGCAUCUCCAGCCUCAGCCUCCCAUUCAGUACCCAGCUGUGGGCAGCUCCCAGCACUUUGACUUUGCCCAGUCGCUGGACUUGUGCGAUGGGAUAUCAGGGUUUUCAGAUGGCAUGUCUGGGCUGGGUGACCUGGGUGGACUUGACGUCCAGGCGAGGAGAGGCGACCUAGGUUUCCUUAUGAUGGACGAGCCUUUGUCCCCUAUGGGUGGAGACCCGCUGCUCUCAGCGAUGUCCCCUGAAGCGUCUGUCGACUCCAGCCGCAGAUCUAGCUUCAGCAUAGAGGAUGGAGACAUAAUGUAGACAAGCAUGCAUUCGCUCAGUCAAACACACGAGGUUUCGCAUAGAUUGUAGUAAACAUAAAUAUCACGUUUGCAAAACACAAAAUGCGUACAUUACAUACACAGAAAUGAAUCAGCCCCCAGACAUGACACCAUUUAUAUCACACAGUUUCAGGAAACACCAGUGACACUCCUUUGUGGUACAUUUAACUUCCCCUCGGUGUCAUUAGAGACAGUACACAUUCAUCACAAACAUUCACGAGCGUAUAAACAGACACGCACACAUACACCUACACACAUAAGUGCAUGUGAGUUUAACUGAGCAGCUUAAAACUUUGCCCAACACACUGAGCAUUUACAAGGUGUGAACCAGCACUGCCAGGUCAGGAGUUAUAUGGCACAAUUGGCCUUGUUUCCAUAAAGGUGGCCCUGAAUCAUAAUUGCACAAGGGACAAAACACCCAGUUAAUUAGACUGCCAUUAUCAGAUACAAGAACAAACCAAGUGCAUCAUCACACACGAAGAGGACAAGUUAUUUGCCCCUAACAUCAGCUCCUUUUAGUAAUCAUAAACGAUUGAAUGAACAAUAGAGAACAAAAUGGAAAUGGCUUUAUGGCCCUGCAUGCAUAAUUUAUCUUGAGGGGAUGCAGUGCAGUCACAUUGUUCCCUUCCUCAGGCUGUUAGUUGGCCUCAGGUUUUAGCCGUUUGGUGUUGGACAAAACUUUGUGUUAGCCUGCUCAAGUGUCUAUAUGUAUCCAUAUCUUGGGGAAUAUUGCCAAAAAAAACCCUGAAGUUUGCUGCAAAAGGUGGAUAAUUCAGCUUUUAGCAAAGGCCUUUAUAUUUACUUGUUGAGCUGAAAUUGUCGUCUUCUGAAAGAAAUGCAUGCACAGGCAGUCACGUAGCAUUGCCCACCUUUAUUUUUUAGCACCUCCAGCACUGUUGCAAUCUUUACUCAACACUGUAAAGUCUGUUGACUUUGGAGUGGGGGUAGAGAAAAUGCACUGGAUGGCCAUCAAAAAUCUGAGGGCCAUCCAUUUCUGUGAGGUGUCAAAACACUCAGGUACUGUAACAGAAUACACAAGCAGGCUUUUAAAUAGAAGUGGAUGUUAACCUGAAAUAUGUCAGGGCUGUAACCCCUGUCUGUUUGUGCCUUUUUACUUUUGCUGCUCCUCUUCAAAGGCACGUGUUUAUGGGUCGGAGGUCUUCAGCUUUGACUCUGUAUCACAUUCAUCUAUACCUGUAAAUGCUUUAGAAGUUGCUUCUGCAUCAGUGUGACCUUGUAAGCACAGGAGAUACAGUGAUUUCCUCCCACUAAGUGACCUUUUAAGGUUUAUAUAUAGGGCGAGGUGAAAGAAAGAAUUGACAUGUUUAAAUAGUUUAAUAGUUUCAGACACAGGAUAUGCAAAAUUGCUGGCUUCGUCUGUCUGUUGGUGUCGCCAUUCCGGUCAUUCAGGCAUUGGUAAUUUAUUCAUGUUCCACGCUGUUUCAUCCAAGCGUCACCCAAAGCAAACCUGUGUAUUCAUUCAGACAUGAAGCCAAAAUGUUAAGGACCUGUCAAAUUAAUGGAACAGAGUGCAUGUCUGAAGGAACUAGAAGUGUUAGUUCUGUCUGUCAGCAGCCGUAGGCUUGUCUUUAUGACAUUAGAACACACUUGCAUGUAUUUGUGGUCACACUCACUUCACAGACAUGCACACUUUCACCACAAACGAUCACUUAGGUAUUACAGUACUCACAGGCAGGUGUGUCCAUUUUUUUUGUUUCAUUUUGUUUUUUUGGACACUGAUGUGAUUUUUAUUAUUUUUAGCUGUGUACCAAAACAUAUUCAAGUUACAGUUACAAGGGGUUAAGGUGCAGAUUGUCAACUUUAUUUUGAGGGGUUGAACAAAAAUAUUGCAUUUACCUUCAAGAAAUUACUGCCUUUUUUUAUACACUGACCCCUAUUUUCAGGGAGGCAAAUUGAUGUAACUGUAAAUUCAGUUCUUUAAUAUCUUGUUGAGGUUCCUUUGCAGGCAAUGACUGCCUUAAGUCUUGAACUCAUGGACUAAAGCAGGGAUUCUUCCUGUAUUUUCUUUCAAAACUGUUCAUCAUCUGCUUUUUUUUGCCAAACUUCUCCGGUACAUUCUUCUCUUCUUUUUUUUUUUUUAUCAGAAUGUACCGAGCUUCCACUGCCUCUCUCAAGGUUUGUUUUGUUUUUGUACCCUAAGGCCGAUCCGUUUGACUUUUUGAGCAACAAAUUCCAAAUGCAAAUGCCACAGUUGAAAUCAUCUCCAAGACUUUUUAUCUGCUUAUACAGUGAAGAAAUGACUGUGUGAAAUGGCUGUAAUUCCUCACCGGCUGAUGCAAUAUUUCUGUUUAGAGUCUGCACUGUAAUAGCGUCUUUUCUUCGAAUCAUUUGUUGUGACUCGCAGAGGCAAGAUUGUGAAAAAUGUGCCACUGUCCACAUAUGCCUGGAGGUAACUGUAAAUGAACACAAAGUGGAGUGAGGCUGUUUUUCAGAAGAGCCCACUGCUUCACUCUCUUGCCUCGAGAUUCACAUGAAGCUGCCAGCUGCAGAGGUAAAGCUCAGGUCUGCUGUUCAAACUGUCACCCAAUGGUGAUUCAUUGCUCCAGCUGUUAAAGUGACGACUGGAGCAGGUUGUGCUCAACCUGUGUCGUAUCUCUGCUGUGGUAGACCUGGAGCUUACCUUUGAUUGAUAUAGUUUAUGAUCAGAACAGAAAUCUAUUUAGUGAACAUACUUUCAAGGGGAUUUGUUUUUGAUUAAAAGAAGUGUCUGUUUUCUUUAUUAUUUAGUUUGUUUAUUGUAUUUCCCAAAGCACUGAAAGAAAUGACAUUAUUGUUUUUACUUUGUACAUGGAAGAAAUAUGGAAUAAGAUUUACUUCAGAUGUUUUAUGCCAUUUAAAUGUAUUUUAUUUGUAUUUGAUAUUUUAGUUCUAUUUCAAUUUUAUUCCGAAACAACCCUUUCUUCUCAGAGCCAUAUUCAGGAGGUGUACUGUACAGGCAUUUAAACAAUGUUUUAACUGGAGUUGGGGAACCAUUUAUAAACUUCAAGAUUUCAGCUGAUUUUAAAAGAGAUUGUGUAUAUUUUUGAUGUAUGAUUGGGAUUUUAUUUAUCUCUCUUUUCACUUUGAAAUUUGGAUCCAGACAUAGAUGAAGAGUGAUUUUUUUUUUUUUAAUUUUUUUUUUUUUUAUCAUUGGACUGAAAUUAAGUUGCUCAUUUGAUGAAUGUAAAGGCUUACCAGUAGUUCUUGUCAGACUGAAGAACAUUGUUUUUAUAGUUUUUUGCCCUACCUGCCUCCUGAUUUUCUGUCUUUGGUUUCCAUGGAGACUGGAAGCUGAUUGACUUCAGUUAAACUAGGCCAGGGAUUUGUGACUCUCCUGACGUUGUACCACUUUUUGUCAUCAUCCGGGGACGAGCCUUUUCCCGUCAGCUACAGUUUGACUGUUGUUGUUCAGUCAUCCAACUAGAGCUUCUCAGGCUCCCUUUAUUUUUCCACUAGAGGGCGCUCUGCAGAACAAAGGGGGAAGGUGGUUGUGAAUUUAAUGACGUUAUAAAAAAUAUUUUAGAACCCAUACACUGGCUGAAAGUUUUAUUUUCCUUUUGUUUUUUCUGACAUGAGAAAUGUGUGUGAGUGUUACUCACAAAAAAAUAUUUCUACGCAGCCCUUAUUUUAGAUAAAAAUUAAAAUACCCCUUCAUUCCAAAACAGACACCACAGGUUUUGCCUUCACUGUGACGAAUGAAAGUGUCUCUAAAUUUGAUGCUUGCGUGUGCCAUUAGAAAUAUUCUAUGUGCAACUUUUGAGUAAGGUGGAAACUUGAAGCAUGCAAUGCAAAUCCACUGAUAAUGGACUUCAGCCUUUAGCAAAGUCAGUAGCAUAUAGUAUUUAGCAGUUAUUUUGAAAUGAAUAUAUGGCGUAUUCACACAUUGUGGAUUUGUCAGUGGGCAAGAGGAGAGAUUUUGUUUGUAUACUCUGUCACUGGGUUAUUUAUUAAAAAAUAAUCAUUCAAAGCAGUAUUUUUAUAUCAUCUUACAAAAAAUAUUUUAAAUUGACAUGGUAAAUGGGGGAAGAAAUAUGUGUACACUUUGUAUCCCUGCUGAAUUUUGGCCAAAAAACAAAGACACAGCUGACUGAGAAAAAAUGGAUAUUUGUUGGUACAGUGUCAUUGAAGCAUGGUUAUGUAACCUACUGACCAAUACCAAUGUAAGACAAUGACUACAAGUGAAUUAUAGUUUUAUGUGCAUAAA
Molecule: messenger RNA, 11186 nt
Organism: Haplochromis burtoni (Burton's mouthbrooder)
Lineage: Eukaryota; Metazoa; Chordata; Actinopteri; Cichliformes; Cichlidae
Gene: tfeb
Product: transcription factor EB
Exons: 11
Coding region: 5406-6962 (518 amino acids)
Biological process (GO): humoral immune response; positive regulation of DNA-templated transcription; regulation of transcription by RNA polymerase II
Cellular component (GO): nucleus
Molecular function (GO): protein dimerization activity; RNA polymerase II cis-regulatory region sequence-specific DNA binding; DNA-binding transcription factor activity, RNA polymerase II-specific
Source: RefSeq, a predicted model, not a curated record